UUUCCACAAACGCUCGGCGCUCUGUUCCGCAGACACACCAAACUUCCUCUCCUCUCUAGUUUCUUGUCUGCUUUCUGCAAAGGCACCGAGUGCUGGGGGUGGGGAGGGGGAAUCCUCUGCCGCUCGGUGAUUACCCUUCCUCCACUUGCUAAUUCUAGAAUUCGAGCUAUGUGGGACCGGUGUAAUCCUAAACACUGCUCCAAAGAAGCUACAACGGAGUUGUAAGAGCGAGAGGAGAGUGGCCUGCUGACAUGAACGGGAGCACGCAGCAGAUCAACCUGCCCCGAAGCUGGGCUGCUUCGAGUGGCUCCCUCCAGGAGAGAUCUGAACACUCGUUUUUUCUUUUUUAUUACUAUAGGAUGGAGGAUGAAGCCGUCCUGGACAGAGGGGCUUCUUUCCUGAAACACGUGUGCGAUGAAGAAGAAGUCGAAGGUCACCACACCAUCUACAUUGGGGUUCACGUGCCGAAGAGCUAUCGCAGGCGACGGCGCCACAAGAGGAAGGCGGGCCACAAGGAAAGGAGAGAGAAGGAAAGAAAUUCAGAGAACUACUCUGACAAAUCUGAUGUGGAGAAUGCCGAUGAGACAAGCAGUAGCAUCCUCAAGCCGCUCAUCUCCCCGGCAGCUGAGCGAAUCCGCUUCAUCCUGGGGGAGGACGAUGACAGUCCGGCGCCCCCCCAGCUCUUCACCGAAUUGGAUGAGCUCCUGGCGGUGGAUGGGCAGGAGAUGGAGUGGAAAGAAACUGCCAGAUGGAUCAAGUUUGAAGAAAAAGUGGAGCAGGGUGGAGAGAGAUGGAGCAAACCUCAUGUGGCCACAUUGUCCUUGCACAGUUUAUUUGAACUGAGGACAUGCAUGGAGAAGGGAUCAAUAAUGCUGGAUCGGGAAGCUUCUUCUCUACCUCAGUUGGUGGAGAUGAUUGUUGAUAAUCAGAUCGAGACAGGCCUGUUGAAAGCUGAUCUGAAGGAUAAAGUGACCUACACUUUGCUUCGGAAGCAUCGGCAUCAAACUAAGAAAUCCAAUCUCCGAUCGCUGGCUGACAUUGGGAAGACCGUCUCCAGUGCAAGUAGGAUGUUUUCCAACCCUGAUAAUGGUAGCCCAGCUAUGACGCCUAGGAAUUUGACUUCUUCAAGUUUGAAUGACAUUUCUGACAAACCAGAGAAAGAUCAACUAAAGAACAAGUUCAUGAAGAAACUUCCCCGUGAUGCAGAAGCCUCCAAUGUUCUGGUCGGGGAGGUGGACUUCCUGGAGAGCCCUUUCAUUGCCUUUGUUCGAUUACAGCAGGCUGUCAUGCUGGGUGCCCUGACCGAGGUUCCAGUGCCCACACGGUUCCUGUUCAUUCUCUUAGGUCCUAAAGGGAAAGCAAAGUCUUACCAUGAGAUUGGCAGAGCCAUUGCUACUUUGAUGUCUGAUGAGGUGUUCCAUGAUAUUGCCUACAAAGCAAAAGAUAGGCAAGACCUGAUUGCUGGAAUUGAUGAAUUCUUGGAUGAAGUCAUCGUCCUUCCUCCAGGAGAAUGGGAUCCAACUAUUAGGAUAGAGCCUCCAAAAAGUCUACCAUCAUCAGACAAAAGGAAAAAUAUGUACUCAGGUGGAGAGAAUGUACAGAUGAAUGGAGACACCCCCCAUGAUGGAGGUCAUGGAGGGGGAGGGCAUGGGGAUUGUGAAGAACUACAGCGAACAGGAAGGUUCUGUGGUGGACUAAUUAAGGACAUAAAGAGGAAAAUACCAUUUUUUGCCAGUGACUUUUAUGAUGCUUUAAAUAUCCAAGCUCUUUCUGCCAUUCUCUUCAUUUAUCUGGCAACGGUCACCAAUGCGAUCACUUUUGGUGGACUGCUGGGGGAUGCCACAGAAAACAUGCAGGGCGUGUUGGAGAGCUUCCUGGGCACGGCUGUCUCUGGAGCCAUCUUUUGUCUUUUUGCUGGCCAACCGCUCACUAUCCUGAGCAGCACAGGACCUGUCCUCGUCUUUGAAAGGCUUUUAUUCAAUUUCAGCAAAGACAAUGGUUUUGACUACCUGGAGUUCCGGUUGUGGAUUGGUCUGUGGUCCGCUUUCCUGUGUCUCAUCUUGGUGGCCACGGAUGCCAGCUUCUUAGUCCAAUACUUUACCCGCUUUACCGAAGAGGGCUUCUCCUCUCUGAUCAGCUUCAUUUUCAUAUAUGAUGCAUUCAAGAAGAUGAUCAAGCUGGCUGAUUACUAUCCUAUCAAUUCCCACUUCAAAGUGGACUACAUCACUCAUUUCUCUUGUUCCUGUGUACCCCCAGACUCAGCUAACAUGUCAACUUUUGAUGAUGUGACCUUCACCCCCACAGAUAUAGCAAUACCUUCUACUGCAAUGCCUCAUAAUGCAACCAUUGACUGGUCAUCUUUGUCCAAGAAGGAGUGUUUGAAAUAUGGUGAGCUCGUGGGCAACAGCUGUAAAUAUGUUCCUGAUAUCACGCUCAUGUCCUUUAUCCUCUUUCUCGGUACAUAUACAUGUUCUAUGGCCCUGAAGAAGUUCAAAACCAGCCGCUAUUUUCCUACUAUGGCAAGAAAACUUAUUAGUGACUUUGCCAUUAUUCUGUCCAUCCUCAUUUUUUGUAUUAUCGAUGCCCUGGUGGGUGUGGACACUCCAAAACUAAUUGUGCCAAGUGAAUUCAAGCCAACAAGUCCCAACCGAGGCUGGUUUGUCACACCCUUUGGAGGGAACCCCUGGUGGGUGUACCUUGCAGCUGCUAUUCCUGCCUUGCUGGUCACCAUCCUGAUUUUCAUGGACCAACAAAUCACAGCUGUUAUUGUCAAUAGAAAAGAACAUAAACUCAAGAAGGGAGCUGGCUACCACCUGGAUCUCUUCUGGGUGGCCAUUCUCAUGAUUGUAUGUUCCUUCAUGGCUCUUCCAUGGUAUGUGGCCGCUACUGUCAUCUCCAUCGCUCACAUUGACAGUUUGAAGAUGGAGACGGAGACGUCUGCACCUGGAGAACAACCCAAGUUUCUAGGAGUCAGGGAACAAAGAGUCACCGGAACUCUUGUGUUUAUUCUGACUGGUCUAUCAGUCUUUAUGGCUCCCAUCUUGAAGUUUAUUCCUAUGCCUGUUCUCUAUGGUGUGUUCCUGUACAUGGGGGUCGCGUCGCUUAAUGGGGUGCAGUUCAUGGAUCGUCUGAAGCUGCUUCUGAUGCCCCUCAAGCACCAGCCUGACUUCAUCUACCUUCGCCACGUCCCCCUGCGUCGAGUCCAUCUCUUCACUUUUCUCCAGGUGCUGUGCCUGGCCCUGCUCUGGAUCCUCAAGUCCACAGUGGCCGCCAUAAUCUUUCCAGUCAUGAUCCUGGCUCUUGUAGCUGUCAGAAAAGGAAUGGACUACCUCUUUUCCCAGCAUGACCUCAGUUUCCUUGAUGAUGUCAUUCCAGAAAAGGACAAGAAAAAGAAAGAAGAUGAGAAGAAAAAGAAAAAGAAGAAAGGCAGUCUGGAUAGUGACAAUGAUGAUUCUGACUGCCCUUACUCCGAAAAAGUUCCAAGUAUUAAAAUUCCAAUGGACAUCAUGGAACAACAGCCUUUCCUAAGUGACAGCAAACCCGCUGACAGAGAAAAAUCACCAACAUUCCUUGAACGCCACACAUCAUGCUGAUAAAAUUCCUUUCCUCGAGUCGCUUGGGAUACCAAGCCCUCCUAGAACUCCAGUCAAAGUUGUGCCUCAAAUUCUAAUAGAACUUGAACCUGAAGACGAUGGUUAUUUCUGGAGGAGCAAGGGAACAGAAACUACGUUGUAACCUGUUUGUCUCUUAACACUGAAUUGUUUUCUUGGUGUGGAAGAUGAUGUUUUCUUCAGUUUGUUUUCGUUUUUUUGUCACUAGCCAAAUAUCCCAGUGCCCUCUGCUUCUAUCCUGUGUAGGGAAAAUUGAGACAAGAGCGCAUUUUUAGACAAUGAAUUUUCCUGGAAGAAUUUUCCUGAUCUCUUUCCUAUAUUUUUGGUAGUUUUCCCCCCACCCAUCCAAUUCACACACACACACACACACACACACACACACACAAAAUCUCCCACCACUAUCACUACCAUCAUUCGUCUCCUUUUUUUCCAGGGGCUGCAAAUGAAUUUUUUUUUAAAAAAAGGAUUUUGUAACAAUUUCUACUAAAGCAUCAAGAUGACUGACAACUUUAAUUGAAGAGCUAUGUUUGCUUGCUUGUUGUUCUGACUAAUUGAACCAAGCCUCAAUGACUUUCAGAUGAGUUCAGUGUCUUUGCUGAUAUAGAUUUGACAUAGAUUUUCACACCUAAAAAAUGCUGCUACCCUCACUAUCCCAUGCUCUUGAACUCUUCCUUAAUAGUCUGAAGAGAAGGCAAGCUAAAGGUACUAAUUUCACUCCCUGCACAGAGAUACUCUGGCCAAUAUUGUAGCACGUUUUGGAAGUCCCAUUUCCUAUGCAACCUUUUUUUUUAAUCCUCUAAUGGGCUUAUCUGUUGACUCUUUUGAAGAAUAUUUUUCUUCCUAGAUUUUGUUGUUUAAAUUAUGGGGGCCUAACCUGCAACUUAUUUUGUUUGUCAAUUUUUUAAACUUUUUUUUAAAAAAUUACUGUAAAGAAAAUGAAUUUUUUCCUGCAGCAGGAAACAUAGUUUUGAGUAGUUCUACCUCUUAUCUGUAGCUGCCAGGCUUUCUGUAAAAACAAUGUAUUGUAAAUAAUGUGAUUUUUGUACACAUAAACACACACAUGCACACAAUCUCCAGGACAAGUCAUGGGGCUGGAUUUGAUAAUAAGCACCCUGUUUCUAAAGCAUUAAUUUUUCUUUUCAUCUCUUUCUUCCUUUUUUUUUUUUUUGUUGUUGUUUAAAGUUCUAUGAAGGAGAUGGGAGAUGGGGGGCAGUUAACUACUUUGUGGUUUUAGAAUAUAGUAAAUGUAAUGGCAAUUAAUAAUGUAUUGACUGAUAAUAGUUCACAGAUGUGAUUGUAUUUUCAUGUUGAUAUCCUAUGCAGUAUUUUUUUAGAAUUCUUUCACAUAAAAACCCUUGUGUUUUUAUGUAUGUUCAUGGAUGUAUUCUGCAUGUAGCCAAACCUGCAUGCAAAGAUAGAAAGAGAAGGAAUGUUGGCAAGUGAAUGAGUGAGUUAUUGAGCCUUACCUAUCAGUUUCCAUAAAAUGUGGGUCUGACUCAUAAUUGACAAAAUUAUUCAAGAGUUGGAGCGAGGGGCCUCUCUUUGGCCAAUGUGGACAGAUACAUGUUAUUUCCCAGUUACCUGUCACCAUUACUGAUGAAAUAUUUCAUAAGGUUCAUGAAAAGUCCACAGGAAUAGAAUGGUCACCAUGCCCAUGGGAGCUGAUCUGCAAGAAUACAAGUGUAGCUACCAUACACUGUACAUAUACACUGUUUUGGAUUUUUUUUCAAGGAGCAAGAUGAAUAUCAUUUGUGAUUGGGAUCUUUUUAAAGUUGGGUUUUGUAUAUAUGUUUCUAAAUUAACAUAACAUAAUGGAAAUUGGGCAUUUAGUCACCAAAUUUAGCAUGGCAUUUUAAGCAUAUCAUUUUAAUAGGUUGCAUUAUAUAUUGUGAAUGUGCAUUAGACAUAACAUUUUUAAAUGUCUACAAUCUAAGAGUCAUAUAACCACAUUUGUGAUGCAUACACACUGUAAUAAACAGGGAGGGGAGGACUGGGACCAGAAGGAAACCAUUGGCUUUCGUUCUGUGAUACCUGUUGCAUUGUGGGUCCCAUUCCAAUACCACAAACUUGACUAGGAAGACUGUCCCAAUGGGAAUAUCUUUUGAAAAACACAGCUUGUGAAAAGACCACAUUCAAAACAGCUCUCACCCUGAAAUAUUUGCUACCUUUCUAGUACCAAAUAGCUUUAACAGUGAAAUCCAGUGGAAAAUAUGGAUUUAGUUAUGACCUCUAAGAGUUUUUUUAUUUUUUAAAAUUAAUGGAGAAAGUACCUUUUUAUGGUGCUGAGACCUUACAUAUUGAAUUUUGGCUGCACAUUUAAAAUGAUCACUAUCUUUACAACCACUAAUUAAAUAUAUUAAGUUCCCUUCUCUCCCACCUCAGCCCAACAUCUGCGAAUGCUUUCUUCCCUCCAUCAUCGAAGGGAAUAUUCAGUUAAAUGUUUAAAACAAAUCAUCCAUAAGAAAAUUUUGAUAUAUUAAAGAUCCUUGCUUUUUAAGCAAUCUGGAUUAUAAUAAUGUGGCCUUCUUUGACUAUCAGUUCAAGUCGACGAAAACCCUGUAGUGACCAGAACUUUAGAUUCGGUCUUGGGAAGAUUUGGUCCCCGCUGUCCUGGAGCCUAUGUGUAGUUUUCUAAACUGGAAGCCAUCCUUUCUUCUUUCAGAGAAUUCCCAAAUGAUGGAAAGACACCAUUGGCAUUCAUGAAAUUCCAGCCAUUGAAAUAGAUUUACAUGUCACUUCUGCAUCUUUAAUGGCAAAGACUGUUUGUACUAUCUGCCUAUAAUUAGAUACUAAAACUGAUUUUUAAUAAGAAAAAAAGUUUAGCAUAGAUGAUAUAAAAAGAGAAUACUCUGCUUUUAUUUCUUAAGGAAAAGAUUCAAAAUCCAACCCCUUUUCAUCAUCUUGAUAUCCCUUAAAAUAAAUUUUAAAGACAUUAUUUUCAAAGAAGAGGUCACUCUUUUGAAAGAGGCUAUGUCUAUACAUAUAGAACUGCUGGACUGUUUUGUGCUUUUACUGAAUAAUUUGUUUUAGUAAAUGUAACAAAUUGCUGGGCUGUCAUGUUAUUGGUUAGAUACAGCCUUAGUGAGUUUACGGGAUGAAACCCAGUAAUUCUCACAAUAUCUAGCACCAUUGGAAGUAAAUAAGUGAGCACCAGAUGAUUUAAGUUGCUAGAAGCAAAUACCAGACAGUGGAUGGAUUAAGAGUGUUUAUUAGUGAGAUGCCAGAUAAAUGUAGAUAAACCAAGUCCCUUUGUGAUAGAUGCAUUGUUGUAUUGUAGGGAGAAAGGCAGUCACACCUGACACAUCUGGCUUUCUACCAGUUUCUUAACAAAACUCAUUGCUUGAAAAUCAGAUUCGUUGUAAAAGUAUCUUCCAAAUCCUGGUGUUCUGUUGGUCUUCCCCUACUCUCUUCUCAUUUAAACAACUGCAGGGAGGAGAAUGGGAGGGUGGGCAAACACUCAUACCAUUUUAUUUGUGAAGAAAGGAAUGAAAACAAUUUUAUUGGGGUUGAGGGAAGAAGAAGAAAACCCAACAGCCUGACUUUGAUGCAUUGAAUAUUAAAUAUAGUUCUAAGCGUAUACAUGUUUAUACAUGUGUAUACAUGCAUAUGUCCAUGCAAUACACUGACACUUAGAGCAUAAGUAUUUUAUUGGCAGUUAGCUUGUGAUCAAUAUCCAGAAAAACCUAGUCUUCCGGGGAGUUUGAACCAUGUUUAAGUACUUGAAAUGUAUUGACUGCUGAAUUCUAUGUUUAAAAAGAGAAAUAUUUGCUCUCUUAUGCAGAAGUUGGCAUUGUUUGGGGAUGGGACAAAGAUUUCUGGAUUUCUCUUCAAACAACUCAAUUUCUUUGUUGCUGGAGCCUGGGAUUUUUCUUGCGUUAUCAGAUAUUUUUGGCAUUAACUCAUUAUAGCAUGAAUGGAAAACCUGGUGCCUUCAGGUUAUUGGAAAACACUCAGUGGUCUCUUAUGUGGUAUUUGACUAUCAGAAGAACCCUGGAAUUUUUCACAUUUAGAAAUUCACUGUACUUUGUUUCAGCCUUGACAUUGGGGGGAGGGGGGGGAACCACCAACUUAAGCAAAAUAUGCUAACCAGUCCAAAUAUGCUUGGACCAGAAAUUCGGGAUAUGGUUUAUUUCUCAGCUCAUUAUUUUGUCCUCCAUGGGAGCAUACCAAAAUGCAAGCUUCUGAUACUUCCUUGGCAAAUAUUGCAAAGAGAUACAAACUCAGGGCUAAAGUCAUCCAGUCAAACUUUCAGAGCCAGAAGUAACUUUGUCCCAGACCUACAAUGUGAAAAGGGUGAAUGAAUACUUGCCACUUUUUUUCACCUUCUAAGCCAUUUUCUUGGCUAAUGCAUCUCCAUACACAUGACUUUGGAAUCGAUACGCACUUUCAGAUACUCUUAUUUUUAUUCUCUUAAAAGUCUUUAUUAGCUUUGGAGAAAUGAUGCUUCUUUUUAUUUUAAAUGAAGUAGAUCAACGUGCUGGAACAAAUUGAAAAAAAAAAAGAGCAGAAAACAUUUCAAUAUACUAAUGAUAAUUUUUUCCAAUAUAAAACAUGAAAUUCCUAUAACAUUAUAGUAUUUUACAGUUUUAUGAUGCUUUCUAUUUGUGACUUUUAUGGAAUCAAGAGAUGAAGAAGAUGAGAUAUUUUAGCAUUUAUAUUUUUCAAAAUUAAAUGUAUACUUAAAUAAAUAACUUUAUGCAUUUAAA
Molecule: messenger RNA, 8317 nt
Organism: Antechinus flavipes (yellow-footed antechinus)
Lineage: Eukaryota; Metazoa; Chordata; Mammalia; Dasyuromorphia; Dasyuridae
Gene: SLC4A4
Product: solute carrier family 4 member 4
Biological process (GO): monoatomic anion transport; regulation of intracellular pH; transmembrane transport
Cellular component (GO): plasma membrane; basolateral plasma membrane
Molecular function (GO): sodium:bicarbonate symporter activity; solute:inorganic anion antiporter activity; monoatomic anion transmembrane transporter activity
Source: RefSeq, a predicted model, not a curated record